Messenger RNA from Rubroshorea leprosula, 2541 nucleotides. The record is from the annotation of a GenBank genome assembly. Lineage: Eukaryota; Viridiplantae; Streptophyta; Magnoliopsida; Malvales; Dipterocarpaceae.
ACCUUCGAUGGAUAUGCUAGAUGGAUUAGUUUCUUGUAAUUCAAACAGUGCAAUUAGGGAGAUGAAUGAUAUAAUUUCAUAUGUUGGCAAUGUGGAGUUGUAUGUAGACCAUGACAUCAAUAUACCUGAGAUUGUUGAGGGUCCACUAUUGCUCACAGGGGAUGUUUCCAAAGAUGAGGGUAACAAUAGUGGUAGUGAUGUUUUUGUGCAUGGGGAUGAGGGUAAUUUAGGAAGUGAAAAAAGUAGUGAUGUCGAUAAUGGUAGUGAUGAUGUGUCAGUUAUUGACUGGGAGACAAGUUCAGAUGAUAGUGCAUGGUCAUUGGGGAGUGACAAAACUGAUGAUGAGCAAGUCAGUAUUGCUGAGUUGGCUCAGGAGGUUAGGAAGAGAAGGAGAAAUGCCAUAAGAAGUAGUAGAAAGAAGUCUAAGGCAGCAAUGCAUGGUACAACUAGGAAUGAGCAAGAAGAUGAUCAUGUUGAAGAACCUGUAGUCACUCAAGAGCAACCAUCUGUCCAGCAACAAGCUACUGUCCAAGAAGCUACUGUGACAGAUGCUGCUAGUAUAGAAGAAACUGCAAGGGAAAUAUGCAGUAAAGGUAGAAAAAAGAAAUCUGUUUCUCAGCAUAAAGUUAGACAAGGUGAUGGGAAUAGGGUGAGAAAAGGUGAUCCAAUUGACAGCACGCAGCGACUGCCUGUCAGUGAUCACAGUGGUUCCUUUACAGAUGAAGAAGAUAGGGAGUCUGAUUAUGCAAACAGUGAUGAUCCUGGUGCUUGGAAAUUUCAUUGGAAUUUAGAUGAUGAGGAUGACAUCUUUGUGCAACCAGAUCAUGUUGUUAGCAGAAAUACAUACUAUAGGGAGCAUAGAUGCUUCAAAUCUUAUGACAAUGAGCUUGUAACUUACACGGUUGUAGCAGAUCUUUUUAAAGGAAGGAUUUAUGAAGCACCAUUUACAAAGCCAGCCGAGAUUGUUAAGUGGUGCAAGACUGAAAUUAAAGUGAACAUCACACUUGACAAGGCAAAAAAGGCAAAAAAGCAUGUUAUGACACAACUGGAGGGUAGCUAUGUUGGUAAAUACAAAUACUUGAAGAGCUAUGCCAAAAUAUUGAGGGAUAGCCAUCCAGAGAAUACUGCUGUUGUCACUACCAUUGAAACAAGUUCUAGUGAUACUAUAACUUUCCAUAAAAUGUAUGUUUGUCUGCAUUCCCUAAAGCAAGGUUGGAAGGAUGGGUGCAGAAGGUUCUUUGGUGUUGAUGGCUGUUUCUUGAAGGGAAUAUUGGAGUCUGAAUGUCUUGAGUCAUGGCAGCGGUUCUUUGAACUACUAAAAACUGAUUUAGAUCAUGGCAAUGGUGCGGGCAUAACAGUUAUGUCAGAUGAACAUCAGGCUAUAUUAUCCACUGUAGAGUUAAUAUUACCGAAGGUUGAGCAUAGGCACUGUGCAAGACAUAUUUAUUGCAAUUGGGCAAAGUUGGGUCAUAGAGGUGAUGAGAUGAAGAUCUGCUUCUGGAAUUGUGCAAAGGUAACAUUUCAGGAUGAUUUCACUGAUAAGUUAGGGGCAAGGUGUAAGGCGAUAAUUGCAAUGAAUGAUGAUAUUAGGGAUCAGCUGAUGGUUAGGAUAGCUGAUAAAAGGUUGUUUGCAAAAAAAUGGCCUGAAGGUGAUGACAUUGCUCCUAGAAUCAGAAAAAAGCUUGAGGAACUGAAGGCAAAGUCACAAGGAUGUAGUGUGCAGCCAAAUGGGGUUAAUGAGUUUGAGGUCAAUGAUAGUGGGGAUCAGCAUGUUGUCAAAUUUAAUGACAAAACUUGCACAUGUAGAUAUUGGCAACUCUCAGGGUUUCCUUGCCCUCAUGCUUUGGCUUGCAUAAGGUACAAAAGGUGGAGAGUAGAGCACUACAUUUCAGAUAUUUAUAAGAAAGAAAAAUAUUUGGCUGCCUAUGCAUACCCUCUUCAAUGCAUAAGGAAAGGGACAAAAGCAUGGAAGGCUGUGGGUGAAGAAGAGUUGUUACCACCACCUGUUAAGAGCAUGCUAAGGAGGCCGAGGAGAAAGAGAAGAAGACAUAAAGGUGAACCACAAAAGAUCAAGAAAGGGAAGCUUAGGAAGCUUACUGGAAAAGGGAGAAAAAUGACAUGCAAGGUAUGUGGCAAUAAAGGGCACAAUCGGAGAACAUGCCCAUAUAACAAUGAAGAAGGUAGAAAUGAGAGUGCAAGUGCAAGAGUGAAAAUCAGUGGUGUAAACAAGAGAAAGAAACAGGAAGGUGAAGGUGCCUCAACCUCAAGUAGCAAGAAAAAGAAGGCAAGGGUCCCUAUAGCCACAGGGAGCUUUAUUGGCUUUGGUUUAUUCAAAUUGUGACCAAAUAGGUUAAACCAAUGUCAUGUCCUUAUCUAUAUAGCUUGUAUCAGUGAAUGACCAAAAACAACAGUAUAUAUGGUCAUAUGGAUUCACCAUUUUGAAUAUUUUGCAACAGUAAAUUGCAAAAACAACACUUAAUGUAUGGCCGAAUAAGGGAUUUGGUUUUGUAUAUUUUCUUUCAAUGAAUGGCAAAAAAUGGA